GCCCCACAUCUUUGGCGCUUCGUUCGAAGUGGAACCUGUGGUGACGGGUCUGGCGCGGCCCGUGGGUGGCGCGCGGGGCGCCAUGGAGCCUGGGCGCGGAGCGGGAGCUCUGCCGGGCACGGAGAAGGCGGCUGGUGCAGCUCAGGGGAAGGGCCGGGUUAAUUUCCCAUUUCCUUACACUCCUUACUCCAUCCAAGAGGAUUUCAUGGCCAACCUGUAUGAUGUUCUGGAGGCUGGCAAAGUCGGGAUCUUUGAGAGUCCUACAGGGACGGGAAAAUCCUUGAGUCUUAUCUGUGGAGCACUCUCUUGGCUCAGAGAUUUUGAAGAAAAAAAGAAGCAGGAGGAGGCCCGCCUCCUUGCAGAUGAACAUAGUGGACAAGACAAGCAGCAACAGCCUACAUCAUGCAGCGCGGAGGCCUCGAACUGCCAGGGCUCAGCAGGGGAGCUAGUUUGGAUCACUGAGUUUAUGCAGAAAAAAGAAGAGCAGGCCAUGGUGGACAGACUAAAGGAAGAACAAAUCAGGAGGAAGAAGCGAGAGGAUCGUCUUGAGAAAAUUCGCCAUAACGUGCAACUCAAAUAUGCAUCAAAAAGAAAGAGGCUUGAAGAUGAUGAGACACAGCGGCUGCUCCAGCUCAGUAAGGAGAUCUUGUCGACGGAGUUAGGGUCAGAUGUUCUAGAGCAGCUGGAUCACGAGGAGGAGGAGCUGAUCCUCGCCGAGUAUGAGAGUGAUGAGGAGAAGAAAGUGGAAUUGGGGUUGGAUGAUGAUGAUGAUGAUGAUUUGGAGGAGGAGCAUGUGACCAAGAUUUACUACUGCAGCCGCACACACUCCCAGCUGGCUCAGUUUGUGCAUGAAGUUCAGAAGAGCCCUUUUGGUGAGGAGAUACGGCUGGUGUCACUGGGGUCCAGGCAGAACCUCUGCGUGAACGAGGAGGUGCGCCAUCUGGGGGCUGUCCAGCUGAUCAAUGACCGCUGUGUGGAAAUGCAGAAGAACAAACAUGUUCCUUUCUGCCUCCUGCACUCAGGGAAGAAGAGUGAGGGAGAGGAAUCAGAGGGAAAGAAAAGGCGUGUGAGCCGGGCUGUGUGUCCAUUUUACUCCUAUGAGCAAAUGCAGUUUCUCCGGGACGAGGUUCUUGUCAAGGUGAAAGAUAUUGAGCAGCUGGUGGCCUUGGGCAAGGAGACUAAAGCCUGUCCAUAUUAUGGGAGUCGCUAUGCCAUUCCUGCUGCCCAGCUGGUGGUGUUGCCUUAUCAGAUGCUCCUGCAUGAAUCUACCAGAUGUGCUUCUGGGAUCAAACUGAAGGAUCAGGUGGUGAUUAUUGAUGAGGCCCACAAUCUGAUAGACACUAUAACCUGCAUCUACAGUGCUGAAGUCCGUGGCUCUCAGCUGUGCUGUGCCCACUCCCAGCUGCUGCAGUACAUGGAACGAUACAGGAAACGUCUGAAGGCAAAAAACCUGAUGUACAUUAAACAGAUUCUGUAUUUGCUGGAGAGGUUUGUGUCCAUACUAGGAGGAAACGUGAAUCAAAAUCCAAAUGCUCAGAGCAUUUCACAAGCAGGGACGGAACUAAAAUCCAUCAAUGACUUCCUGUUUCAGAGUCAGAUUGACAAUAUCAACCUCUUCAAGGUUCAACGGUACUGUGAGAAAAGUCUGAUCAGCAGGAAGCUUUUUGGGUUUGUGGAGAGAUAUGGAGCCACCAGUGUUGUAAAGAUUAACAAGGAAAAGCAGAAGAUGGCUGGACUGCAGAACUUCCUUCUCACCCUGCAUCAGGGGCCAGACAAAGCUGCUAUUCAGUGCCAUCCUGUGGAGGUUGAGGAUGGCCAGCCCAAGAUGGCAUCUCCUCUGAUGCAGAUUGAAGGAUUUCUCUCUGCUCUCACCAGUGCAAACCAAGAUGGGAGAGUCAUCCUCAACUGGCAAGGCACUGUAGCUAAGAGCAGCCUCAAAUUCCUCUUGCUGAAUCCAGCUGUCCAUUUUGCGAAGGUGCUGAAGGAAUGUCGUGCUGCGAUCAUCGCAGGGGGCACCAUGCAGCCGGUGUCUGAUUUCCGAGAGCAGUUGCUGUCGUGUGCCAUCGGUGCUGACAGGGUGGUGGAGUUCUCCUGUGGUCAUGUGAUUCCGCCAGACAACAUUUUACCCAUAAUCCUCUGCAGUGGUCCAUCGAACCAGCAGCUAGAAUUCACCUAUCAGAAGAGAGACCUGCCUCAUAUGAUGGAUGAGAUGGGCCGAAUCCUGGGUAACCUGUGCAAUGUGGUCCCUGGGGGUGUGGUGUGCUUCUUUCCCUCCUAUGAGUACGAGAAGCAGGUGUACACGCACUGGGAGGGGACGGGGCUGCUCACCCGCUUGGCAACUAAGAAGAAGAUAUUUCAGGAACCCAAGAAAGCAAACCAGGUGGAGCAGGUGCUGGCAGAGUACACCAAGUGCAUAAAGCGCUGCAGCCAGGUGGGCGGACAUGUGACAGGGGCCCUGCUCUUUUCCGUGGUUGGAGGGAAAAUGAGUGAAGGAAUCAAUUUCUCUGAUGACCUGGGAAGGUGUGUUGUCAUGGUGGGCAUGCCUUACCCCAACAUCAAGUCCCCAGAACUCCAGGAGAAAAUGGCCUAUCUUGACAAAACAAUGCCAAGAACUGCGGGCCAGCCACCAAGCAAAAUGCUGAUUGAAAAUCUAUGCAUGAAAGCAGUAAACCAGUCAAUAGGGCGAGCGAUUCGCCAUCAGAAGGACUUUGCUAGCAUCCUGCUGGUAGAUCACAGGUAUGCACGCCCCUCCGUCUUCAACAAAUUACCCCAGUGGAUCAAGGAAAGAACAGAGAUCAAACCUACCUUUGGACUAGCAUUUGCAGCGUUAAGGAAGGUUCCCUUUACUCAAGAUGCCAGAAGAGAGAGAGAUUCAAAAACCAGCCUGUCUGUAGAGGGAUGCAGACUUGCUACCCUCUCAGUGGCAGAAGAGACCCCUCUCCCUUCCUUGCCUCUUUCCCCUCCCAUUGACUGACACUGGGGGACAAGAGCAGCUCAGCACCCACCAUCAAAGGGCACUGGCAGCUGGUGUGGGCUGCUCUCCAUGGCUGGACUUUUCUCCACACUUGGGCUGAGCGCAGCCCUGCUCAAGGGAUUGCUCCACACGAGAGGGGAUAAAGAACUCAGCUAGAUUAGUCUGAGGGCAUUAUCUGAAAUCCCUGACACCACAGCAGUGCUGUGAUCACCCGCCUCCAACUAACAGGCUGCUCCUUCCAUCAGCCCUGUCUCCUGCUGUGCCACGGGCACUUCAUAUUAAAGAGAUAACAGUCCUGUCAGGCUUUCCCAAUGGGUUAAACGCAAGGUAUUUGAAUGGCCAAUAAUUUUUUAAGAGCCUAGCGCUCCUUUGGUAGUUCCCAAGCAUCGCACUGCAGCCACUUUCCACCUGAGGGUGAGGGAAACUGCUCCUCCUAACACCUUCCCCUCGGGACCAGAAAGAGGGACUCAGAAUAGUUCCGGCUUUUCUCCAACUCAAAUAAAACUGCCAUUUCUCCACAUGCCUGCCACAAACCCCUUCUGCAGCUCAGGCUCUGAGCAGGCCAGUGCAGGAGGGAGAGAUGUGAUACUGGAGGGAGCUUGCCCUGCACCAGAGGAGGCCACAUCAGCGCUGUCACUACCCAACCCGCCAAAUCUCCAUAGAGUCUGGAGAAACACAACCCUCAGACAUAGGUGGUGAGUUAUAUGGGCCCGUGGUGCCUGUGUUCCACCAAUAUUCAGGAACGUGGGCCCAACUCCAUCAGUGUUUGGGCUUAUAUUUUCAGAGCCAUCUCACUCAUAGGAUGGACCUGGUCAACAACCUUGGGCCCCACACUUUGGGAAGCCCUGCGCUUCUGAGAGAUGCGGGGUCCAGUGUGGCCUGGGGGACAACCAGGGGGCCUGGCGCUGGCAGCAGUGACUGACCUGGCCCUAGUCCGCCCCGCUCAGCUCUGCCUCUUCCCACCCCUGC
Messenger RNA from Gopherus evgoodei (Goodes thornscrub tortoise), 3943 nucleotides. RefSeq names its product DEAD/H-box helicase 11 (gene DDX11). Bases 83 to 2974 code for a protein of 963 amino acids. Gene Ontology annotation, molecular function: hydrolase activity, acting on acid anhydrides, in phosphorus-containing anhydrides; DNA binding; ATP binding. The record is from RefSeq and is a predicted model, not a curated record. NCBI's taxonomy places the organism in Eukaryota, Metazoa, Chordata, Testudines, Testudinidae. The transcript is spliced from 27 exons. Gene Ontology annotation, cellular component: nucleus. Gene Ontology annotation, biological process: establishment of sister chromatid cohesion; nucleobase-containing compound metabolic process.